CACCAUGCAGCGGGACACGGAACACAGGAGUUACCUUCUACUCUGGCUGCUUUUUGCACACACGAUAGCGGAUCUGCCAAUGUGCAAAGAGUCAGAUUAUCACUUUGAGUACACAGAGUGUGACGUCCUGGGCUCUCGGUGGAGGGUGGCCAUUCCCAACAAGGCCGACACAUGCACAGGCCUCCCGGAUCCAAUCAAAGGGACUCAGUGCACUUUCUCCUGCAAUGAGGGGGAGUUCUUGGACAUGCGGACUCAGCAGUGCCAGAAGUGUGCUGCAGGAACAUACUCAUUGGGCACCGGUGUGGCCUUUGACGAGUGGGACAGCCUCCCCACGGGUUUUGUCACUCUUGGGAUGAACACAAACGGCUGGGAUGUCCACACAGAUUGCUCCAACUCAACCUGGACACCGAUGGGCGACUACGUAGCCUCCAACACAGAUGAGUGCUCAGCGACACUGACAUAUUCUGUGGACCUGAAGAAAGAAGGGAUUGUGUCUUUUGAGUAUUUCUACCCUGAAAGCAGCAUCUACUUUGAGUUUUUUUUCCAAAAUGACCAGUGUCAAUCAACAGACUCCACAAGGCGGUGGAUGACAAUCUCUGAAAGUGACUGGAGCCAGCACAGGGUAAAGCUGAACAAAGGCAACAAUGUUCUGUUUUGGAGAACUACAGCAUAUGCUCUGCAGGACAGUGCCAUCAAACCUGUGCUGCUACGAAACAUUGCCAUCUCGGGUGUGGCCUACACAUCAGAGUGUUUUCAUUGUAGGCCUGGUACACACAGUCCAAAGGUGGGAUCUGCCCGCUGUGCCCCCUGCCCUGCUGAUACAUACUCCAACAAGGGGGCCACAGUCUGCCAGCAGUGUGGACCCGAUGAAUAUGCAGAGGUUGCAUCAGGAAGCUGCAAACAGAGACCUGCAUGUACCGACAAUGACUACUUCUACACACACACCCCGUGUGACUCGGAGGGGACGACCCAGCUCAUGUACAAAUGGAUUGAGCCGAAAAUUUGCAGUGAGAGCUCAGAGGGGUCGGUGAAGCUACCUGCAUCGGGGGAGAAGCAAACAUGUCCGCCUUGUAACCCAGGGUUCUUUGUUAGCAACUCCUCGGCCUGUGAAGCCUGUAUGGAGAACUUCUACUCAAAUGGAACAGUCUGCAAUCAGUGCCCUGUUGGCACAGAAGCUCUGCUGGGUUUUGAGUACAAGUGGUGGAACACGAUGCCAACCAACAUGAGGAGUUCUGCCCUACGUGGGCUGGAUGGCUCCAUGGGCAGCACUGCGUGGGAGGUGGCAGGAGAGUAUGUGUACACCACCCCGGGGUAUCGGGACACAGACUACCUCACCCUCUCACUCGGUGUUCCCGGAUACAGGUUGCCAUCGUCGGUGGCAGAAGAAAGCCAGCGGAUUGACCUCUCUCGCAUCACGUUUGUCUUUGAAACCUCAUGUUCUGCAGACUGCAUGUUUUAUUUCCUGGCGGGUUCCAAUCAGUGGAACAGCAACGUGGUGGAGCAGUGGAAGGGCAGCAAUGGGAAGCAGUCUUACACCUACCUGAUUCAGAGCAACAGGACCGUGACCUUCACCUGGGCUUUCCAGAGAACAGACAAUGACACAGCAGAAAUAAAGUACAGUGCUGAUACAGCAAAGAUCUACUCCAUCCACAUCACAAAUGUGAUUGGCGGCGUGACCUCCCAGUGUCGCCCGUGUGCCCUGACCUCAACCGACUCUGCCUGUGUCCCCUGCCCGGUGGGGCAAUACAUGCAGGGAGGGGGUGGAACGUGUGAGAGCUGCCCUCCUAACUCCUUCAUCAAAGCUGAGCAGCCCGUCGGAGAGGCAGCAUGUGUCCAGUGUGGCCCAAACACAAAGACAAAUAAGGCCUACACCGCCUGCCUCAGCGACUGUACGGUGGAGAUUCCUACAGCAGGCGGUGCUUGGCUGCGAUACGACUUCUCCCCUUUAUCCAACGUCACCUCCUUCCAUAGCAGCCCUCGCUUCACCAGCAAAGGACUGCGAUACUUCUAUCACUUCAGUGUGGCUCUUUGUGGGAAAGAGGGCAGCAUGCCGGCUAUCUGUGUGGACAAUGUGACAGAGAACAGCAGAGAGGUCAAAGGUCAUAUUUGCCAGUCCACCGUGGUUCCCUCAGACAUCAGGAGUCAGAGCAUGGUGUCAUCACAGCCAUUUCUCAUUGGCGACUCCCUCCUUGGCAUAACCAGUGACACCACCCUGGGAAAUAUCUCCUCUCCACAGUCGCUCUUCUCCUCCACACCGUCUGAUUUGCCCGAUGUUAUAUUCUAUUACCAGUCCACUGAGACCACUCUAGCUUGUAAACAAGGCAGGUCGGCCACCCUUAGACUGAGAUGCGAGCCAACAGGGAUGGCCACAGACCACAUCACACUGCCCAGUAACUGCUCAGAGGGGACAUGUGAUGGCUGUACUUUCCACUUCCUUUGGCGGAGUCGGCAUGGAUGUCCACUUUGCACCAAAAACAAUUACAGAGAGAUUGUUAGUGCUUGCAUCCAGGGGAUACAGAGAACAACGUAUGUGUGGCAGCAGCCAUUACAGUGUCAUGGAGGCGUGGGCCUACCAGCCCAAACAGUCAAUGCUUGCGUGACUCUAGAUUUCUGGCUGAAGUUCGGGGUCUCCACAGGAACCAUUGCUGCAGCCCUGCUCAUCACCCUCAUCUGUUACUUCUGGAAAAAGACGCGCAAGUUAGAAUACAAAUACUCCAAGCUGGUGAUGAGUUCCGGGAGCAAAGAGUGUGAACUUCCCACUGCAGACAGCUGUGCAAUAAUGGAGGGGGAGGAUGCGGAGGAUGACCUCAUUGACCUCACCAAAAAGUCCUUCUUCACCAAAAUGAAGUCCUACUCUCGAGAGAGAACAUCAGAUGGAUUUGAUUCAGUGCCUUUAAAGACAUCAUCUUCUCAACUGCAAAGAGAGGAGGAAGAUUCCGAUGAUGCUUGAAACAACAAGGGACAGACGGGGGUGGGGGUAAAAUUUUCAUAUGGCA
Doryrhamphus excisus (bluestripe pipefish) is the source of this 2996-nucleotide messenger RNA. RefSeq names its product endosome-lysosome associated apoptosis and autophagy regulator 1 (gene elapor1). Gene Ontology annotation, cellular component: plasma membrane; extracellular exosome; trans-Golgi network. Gene Ontology annotation, biological process: autophagosome assembly; positive regulation of vacuole organization. The record is from RefSeq and is a predicted model, not a curated record. Lineage: Eukaryota; Metazoa; Chordata; Actinopteri; Syngnathiformes; Syngnathidae.